Apaloderma vittatum (bar-tailed trogon) is the source of this 927-nucleotide messenger RNA. It is a transcript of the gene LYVE1, whose product is annotated as lymphatic vessel endothelial hyaluronan receptor 1. Gene Ontology annotation, molecular function: hyaluronic acid binding; transmembrane signaling receptor activity. Gene Ontology annotation, biological process: cell adhesion. The transcript has 6 exons. NCBI's taxonomy places the organism in Eukaryota, Metazoa, Chordata, Aves, Trogoniformes, Trogonidae. Gene Ontology annotation, cellular component: plasma membrane. The record is from RefSeq and is a predicted model, not a curated record. The coding region runs from base 1 to 927 and encodes 308 amino acids.
AUGGCAACUUAUUUUGGAGUUACCUCAGCAGUGUUUUUUGUCUGGGUUAUGACAUGCAUGGUUGUAACAGGUUCCAUUCCUCCAUAUUGCAGGAUCACAGGUGUAGGAAUUUAUCUUGAGGAGAAAGUUAAUUUCUCAGCAGCAAGUAAUGCAUGUAAUAAACUGAAUCUACAACUGGCGAGUAAAGACCAAGUUGAAAAGGCUUUGAAACAUGGCUUUGAAACGUGCAGCUAUGGAUGGGUGAAAGAGCGGCUGGCUGUCAUUCCUCGAAUAACACCCAACCAGAAAUGUGGUCAGGGCAAACUUGGACUAGUGACAUGGAAAGCUGAACUCUUUAAAAAUUUUAUGGUUUACUGCUUCAAUUCCUCAGAUGUUCAGAUUAAUUCAUGUAAACCAGACCCAACUACAACCAUACAACCUUCAUCAAAUGCAGCAACGGACUUAACUACAGGCUCUGAUUUCACUGAAAACACAGCAGUGCCCAAUGUGACUGAGACAGAACGAUCCCUGAAAAAUCUAAAAUUUCGUGUAAUAUGUGUAACUGAAACUAUACUACCAACAGAGGGGACAACUACAAAAAUGCCAGAGGAAUACUCAAUAAUUGACUUUCGUAACUACACUUCCCGUACUGCCUUUAAGAAUGAUGCUAUUGUCUUUGGAGGUAUCCCCACUGCACUUCUUGUAUUGGCAAUCACCUUCUUCAUUAUUUCAGUUAUUCUAGCAGUCUGCUAUGUCAAAAAGUACAAGAAUACCUUCCUAUUUUCAAACAAGAAUCAGCAAAAAGAAAUGGUUGAAACUACUGCUCUCAAAGAGGCUAAGUCAAAUGACCAAACACCCGAAAAGGAAACAAAAAAUAAUGGGAAAAAUGUAGAAGAGUCUAAAACCAAGCCUGAGGCCACUGUAAAAUGUCUAGAAGCAGAAGUCUAA